AUGAAGGGGAAGCAAUGCGAGUGCCUUUGGUGCGAGAAAAAUUCUGCCUUUAGUAGUAGCCGGUGCACCGCGCAUCUCGCCAAAUGGAACGACACGAACGUUCGCCGCGAUGCCGGGAUCGUUUGCGCGAAGGUUCCUAAGCGCGUUUCCAACAAAAUUCGCAACGAGAAGGAGUCGAAGAUUACGGCGCGCAAGGAUAAGGAGAGGGCGAUGGAUGCGGCGCUCAAUGCAGUCCAAGGUGGAGCGGGACCGAAGGCAAAGAAGGGGCGGAUGGAGGAUUGGUACGACGAGGGGGGGAUUACGGCGAAGCGUGCGGCGGACGAUGCGAAUUGCCUCUGCAUUGCGGGGACGCGCACGGCGGAGUCUAUGUGCGAGCACCCCCUCUUCCUCAACAUGCUCCGCGCCGUCAACGCCGCCGGACACGGCUACGUCCCCCCCAGGCGUGGCGUCUUUGGAGGCGCGGGGCUACUGGUGUGCAAGCAGCAGAUUGAGAAGGGGUUGGUGCCCAUUACGAGGACUUGGAAGGAGAUUGGCGUGACGAUCGCUAGCGACAUGAUGAGAGACAAGAGCGGGUGCGUGCAGAUGAACAUCAUCUGCAUCAACGCCGAAGGCGCGGUUUUCCAGGAGGCGGUCGACUGCAAGGCGGAGACAAAGACUGGAGCUUUUAUCGUGAGCGUCCUGCAGCCGAUCAUCGAGAAGGUUGGACCAGAGCACGUCGUCGCGAUUUGCACGGACGGUGGCAGCAACUACGUGUCCGCCGGCAAGCAGCUGCAGAAGAAGUACCCGCACAUCGAGAUCGUCCCCUGCGCCACUCAUGUGCUCGACCUGCUGUUGGAGGACUUCGGCAGCAUGGAUUGGGCGCAGGAGGUCGUGCCAGUUGCGACCGACAUGAUCUCAUUCGUGCGCAGCCACACGUGGACGCGUGCCUUCCUGCGGUGUCCGGAGCUGCACGGCGAGAAGAAGUCGCUGCAGCCGCUGCGACCGGCGGGCACGCGCUUUGGGACGCAGUACAUUGCGGUUUCACGUCUGCGUGAGAUUCGCCCGCAGCUGACUAUGAUGGUGACGCAUAAGGACUGGGAGGAGAAGGGGAGGAAGCAGCUGACUGGCAAAACCUUUGAGGCGACGGUAUUGGAUGUGGAGUGGUGGAAGAAGGUGGAUACCUUCGUCAAGGUGAUGGAGCUGCCGUACAAGGUGAUGAGGAAGACGGAUGGGCCGGCGAAGGGGAUGAUGGGGGCAAUGCGGCGUUGGGACGAGAGUUUGGCCUGCCCUCUUCACGUGGUAGGCCGGAUUCUGAACCCGGUCAACCAAGAGGAGGGGAUUUACCUCAAAGACAAGGAGUGCAGCAGGGUGAUGAAGGGCUGGCUGCAACGCUCGAGGGCUUUGGUCGACAAGUACUGGAAGAAGGACGGCGAGACGAACGGAACAAUGAAGGCGCUGCAGGAGGGGAUGCUGGCGUACAUUGAGUGCAAGGGGUCCUUUGGGUCCAAGGAGGCGAUAGAGGGGCGUGAGGAGCUGAAGGCAGGGAAGGGGGACAUGGUGACGGGGAGGAAGGUCAAUGGCUGGGAGUAUAGGGAGCUGGCAGGCCUUGCGUGCCGUGCGGUGGCACAGGCCGUUUCCGCUUCUCCGUGCGAGCGAGGAUGGGCAGUGUGGGAUGGGGUGCACAUGGCGCGUAGGAACAGGCUGGGGUCGGAGAAGGUGCGCGACCUGGUGUUCGUGGCGCACAACUGGACGGUUGUGCACGGCCACCACCAGGGUGCAGCUGGUGGUGCAGGACCAAGUGGGGAAGUCAGGAAGGUGGGGGUAGUGGAGGGAAACAUCCCCACCCCUCCCCUCCCCAAGGGAUACAAGUUGGAGGAGGAUGGGGAGAGGGAGGUGGACGAGGACGACCCGUGCGUCGACGAGUACAAGGAGCAGGAAGCGAUGGACAAAGAGGAGGAGGAGAGCGCGGAGGAGGAUGAUGGGGAUGCGUGA
Closterium sp. NIES-65 is the source of this 1971-nucleotide messenger RNA. The record is from the annotation of a GenBank genome assembly. Lineage: Eukaryota; Viridiplantae; Streptophyta; Zygnematophyceae; Desmidiales; Closteriaceae.